AUGGCAACAUUUGCCCAUCCAAAAUCAACACCAAACAAGUUUCUGCCUGUCAUCCACACCAUGACUUCCAGCUACAAGAACCGUUUCCCUUACUACCCCUUGGCUCACUGCUCCAGCCUUCCCUGGAUGCCCAGCAGCUACUAUAAAACUGCUGCCAUCAACCCAACCUUGGCUCCCUUCUCCAGUGACUCCCAGGACCUAACCUCCAGCACGAAGCUUCCUUCUAUUUCCACCCAAACAGCCCUCUGCACCAGGUACACCCCUGACGACUGGUGCAAGUCCAACCGCAGCAGCUACAAGGGGUCUGAGACCUCCCGGCGUGACGCAGAGCACCUGAGAGCUGACACCACCCGCCUGAUCCAGGAGAAAUGCCACCAGACAGAUAAAAACCAACAGGAGAGCACCAAAAACCUGGGCGAACGCGUCCAGGAUAUUGGAUUUUGGAGAUCAGAGCUGUGCUGUGAGCUGGAGAAGAUGGUUGGGGAGACCAAUGCACUCAUGGACAUGAAGAAAGGGCUGGAACGAGCCCUGGCCGAGACUGAGGCCCCUCUCCAGGUCGCUCAGGAGUGCCUGCUGCACCGGGAGAAGAGGCUGGGCACCGACCUGGUGCACGACGAAGUGGAGGAGCAGCUCCUGGCAGAAAUCAAGGUCAUCAGGUCCUGCCAGGAGAGGAUGCGGCAGAUCCUGCAGAAGGCGAAAGGGCAGCUCAAGUCCAACAGGGCGGCCCAGCACGAGGUGGAGAGGGACCUGGCCAACAAGCAGACAGCCCACAGCAUCGACCAGAGGUGCCACCAGCUGAGGAACACCUCCGAGGGCAUCAACUACCACCAAGGGGUGGAGAAGGUCGAUGACACGAUCUCAGUGCCAGAGUCAUGGGCCAAGUUCACAGAUGCCAACAUCCUGCUGUCCCAGCGGGAGCGGGCAGCCUCCGCAGAGCUGCGGGACAACAUCCAGACCCUGCUGGAGGUGACGAGCAACGAGAUGCGGCGCCAGUUCCACGAGGCCAACGUUGCCUUCACCAACCGCGUGGCAGAGACAGCAGAUGCCAAGAGCAAGAUCCAGGCCCACCUGGCCAAGACACUGAGGGAAAUCUUCCAGAUUGAGACGAGCAUAGAGGACAUCCGCAAAACCAUCCGAGACCAAGAGCCUGCCCUGAAGGUGGCGCAGACCCGGCUGAAGCAGCGCACCCGGAGACCCGACGUGGAGCUGUGCCGGGACACUGCCCAGCUCCGCCUUGUCAGUGAGGUCCAUGAACUUGACAAGACAAUCCAGGCCCUUCAGAAGCAGCUGAGAGACACCCAGGACAGGCUGCAAGUGCUGGCUGACAUCAAGUUAGUCCUGGAGCAUGACCUGGCCAUCAAAGCCAACUCCCUCUUCAUUGACCAGGAGAAGUGCCUGGGGAUGAGGAAGAGCUUCCCCAGCACCCUGCGUCUGCUGGGCUGUGGUUAG
Messenger RNA from Chaetura pelagica (chimney swift), 1449 nucleotides. Its product is annotated as tektin-3-like. Gene Ontology annotation, biological process: cilium assembly; cilium movement involved in cell motility. The transcript has 7 exons. Gene Ontology annotation, cellular component: microtubule cytoskeleton; sperm flagellum; nucleus. Lineage: Eukaryota; Metazoa; Chordata; Aves; Apodiformes; Apodidae. Bases 1 to 1449 code for a protein of 482 amino acids. The record is from RefSeq and is a predicted model, not a curated record.